AUGUUUCUACCAAGCGACGGUAACAGACGAAACUUUCGCACCGGCUUUACCAGAAGAGGAUUUAGUCCAGUGAGAGAUAUCAGCCCAUUAAGAAGAGGUACUGGUCCAACCAGAAGAGAUCUUAGUCCCAUCAGAAGACCAAGAACUCCGCCAUUGCGGAGGGAUUUUGAUAGAAGACCUGAUUAUCGGAGAAGAGAGCCGAUCGCUUCGUAAGUGAUUUGAGGAGAACAGUGGGAAGUUGCCACUAAAACAAGAAAAUUAUGUUGUAGUAGUCGAGGUCAUAAUAUUAUUAUAGCCACAGAGGAGCCAGAGCUGAUGCCAGAAAGUACUUGCCGCCGACUAGAACCUUUAACAAGUAGGUCAAGCUUUCCUUUUUUAUCUAUCUAAAUUUAGGUACAAGAGUGGAAUUGGCCCAAUAUCUCCGAUCAGAACGGAAGGCGAGAAACGCUCCAGAAGCCCCAUUAGAAGCGAAGUUUUUAGCAAGAGAAGUCAUGCUGUAGAAAGACCAGAAGGCGAAGUCGAAGCCAUGAAGUUAGAAAGGUCAAUCAGAUACGAUCUUAUGGACAUAUUCGCAUCGUGUAUUCACGCAGAUAAGGCGACUCAUGUAUGUUUAUGAGAAGUGGUACUUUAAAGGAAGUAUCAGAGUUAGGAAGGUGAAGAUGGUUAAUAAAAAACCAAAAGAAAACGGAAAUGUAGUCAAAAAGGUUCAAGAAGGUGAAGGAUAUGUCAUGAGACAUAAGAGAGCGGUACUUUAACAUCGUGAAGAUGGUUAUUAUUUAAAAAAAGAAGUUUUUAACAAUAAAGAAGAUAAAAAGACAAACAUAUUCAGGUAGAGAGGUUAACAUUGGUGAAAGGAAAGAUACGAGAACUAAAAGACGAAGUCGGCUUGAUGUACGGCAAUAAUGAUCAUGUAGAGUUGGAAGAGGUCGAUUCCGGUAAGAUUUUCGGUUAAAAUACUUAAAUUCUAUUAUUUUUGCUACUUAAAAUUGAACUUAAAGAUAAAUAUUGCGACAUGACGUUAUAUAUUACCUAAAAUUGUGAUAUUUUUAGUGGAACAUGGACAUAAUGGUGCAGACAGAAACAAACGGUAAGAAACUUUUGGCAGUUAAAGCUUUGCUUUACUGAGUAAUUCAUACCUAACCUAUAAAAUAAAAAGCGACAUUUAGAAGAAAUAAAAUUGAAAUCAUUUCAGGGAAUAUGAUGGAAGGUCACGAGAUUAUCCGUCGAAAGAUACUAGGCGCGGUGACUCGAAGAGAUUCAGAAGGCAAGGAGAAGGUAUAGGCAAAUGGCCUCACAGAGGUUACAGUAUCUCCCCGAUUAGGACUGAAGGGGACAGCGACUUGAAGGAAGUGGACUCUGGUACGUUGAACUCGUAAAGAUUGUAACUUGUUUUAGUUCGCGAAGAAUCACCGAGAAAACCGCGUUCGCCUAGCAGGGCAAGAAGGUAAGGAACAUGCAUCUUAUCAUAGCUUCUUAUAAUUAAUUCAAAUCUUUUCAUUGCUAAGUUAUUAUUAAUAUGUUAUAGUUUAUUGUUAUAGUUUAUAUUGUUAUUUUAGUAGAUCUCACAGCAGAUCCAGAAGUUCGUCGUACCGCAACCAAGACGACAACGAAGAUUACAUUGACUUCGAGGAAGAUGUAGAUCCAGAAGUGAUGAAGAAGGCGUCGAGAGUUGUCGCUUCCGGAAGCCUCACUCCAGAAGACGCUUUGGAGCUAAAGGAGGUGGAUUCUGAAGUUUGA
This is a messenger RNA of Bursaphelenchus okinawaensis, 1737 nucleotides long. NCBI's taxonomy places the organism in Eukaryota, Metazoa, Nematoda, Chromadorea, Rhabditida, Aphelenchoididae. The record is from the annotation of a GenBank genome assembly.